Messenger RNA from Spodoptera litura, 642 nucleotides. RefSeq names its product ribosomal protein S23 (gene RpS23). The record is from RefSeq and is a predicted model, not a curated record. NCBI's taxonomy places the organism in Eukaryota, Metazoa, Arthropoda, Insecta, Lepidoptera, Noctuidae. Gene Ontology annotation, molecular function: structural constituent of ribosome. Gene Ontology annotation, cellular component: ribosome; small ribosomal subunit. Gene Ontology annotation, biological process: translation.
UGUGUUAUGAUGUUGGCUGCAGUGAUAACUUGAAGCCAGCGGUUGGUCAGUGGCUUGAUAAUUUCUUUUCCCAUCCGUAGCCGAUUGGUGUCGUGCUAUCCAAAUGGGCAAGCCCCGUGGUAUUCGCACGGCGCGAAAGCACGUGAACCAUCGCCGAGAGCAGCGAUGGGCUGAUAAAGAUUACAAGAAAGCCCACAUGGGUACGAGGUGGAAGGCCAAUCCCUUCGGUGGUGCAUCUCACGCUAAGGGCAUCGUCCUGGAGAAAGUUGGUGUUGAAGCCAAGCAGCCUAACUCUGCCAUCCGCAAGUGUGUGCGUGUCCAGCUGAUCAAAAACGGCAAGAAAGUAACAGCUUUCGUGCCGCGGGACGGUUGUCUAAACCACAUUGAAGAAAACGACGAAGUCCUAGUAGCAGGAUUCGGUCGUAAGGGUCACGCCGUGGGUGACAUUCCCGGAGUCAGAUUUAAGGUUGUGAAGGUGGCCAACGUCUCCCUCCUCGCCUUGUACAAAGAGAAGAAGGAAAGGCCACGUUCGUAAGCCCGACUUACACUGUGAUAAGUGACCUGCUGCUGCAAAGCUCGUGUUGUUUAUAAGUGUACAUAAAUAUGAAAAUCCAAGUGCAUAAAUAAAUUUGUGUACGCCCA